CUGCUGGGUGCGGUGGAAGCGUGCCCUCGCCAGGUUCAGGCUGUGGCACAGGAGGAUCUUCCAGCGGUUGUGGAGGUGGAUCUUUUAGUGACCCCACCAGCAGUCGAGGAAGAGCUGCGUUGGCGACAGGAGUUGAGGUGGAAGGAGGAGCUAUCCAUUUGCAUGAGGAUGUCCUGAUGGAGGAAGACAUCGUCAUGCAUGAGCAAGAGCUCCUUUUUGCUAUCGACGACGACCUCUCCCGACAGGCCUCCAAUGCAGUAAAGCUUUCACCGGCAAUAUCGAACCUCAGCCCUCCCGCAGGAGACGCGACACCCUCCAGACGAAGCAAUCAAAGUAGGAGGAGUAAGCCGUCUUUCUCAACAUCAAGGACCAUAGAAGGUGGACGUGGAAGUCGAGGAGCAAAUAGGCAAGUGGGAAUCGGAGUUGAGCAUUAUCCCGUUGUUGACGAAGAGACAGGAGCCAAAGCUGAUGACGUUGUUGAGGUGCGGUAUGUGUCAGAAGCGGAGGAAAAAAGGAGAUAUUUUGCUGCGUGGGAUGACGAUGAUGACGAUUUUCUAGGCGGGUUCUCACUCGUUGGUGGAGGAACAAACUCCACAACAACAUCACCUGGCAUUGACCACCAACAUCGUGACCACGAGGAACACUAUCUAGAGGCGGGCAGUCCAAUUCUGGCGCCACCGUCGGGAGGAAUGGUGAUGGAAGAUUUGGAGGAUUUGUUCUAGACGAGGGUCGACGACGAAGAGGAAGGUGGUGGAAGAGGAAGGUGUUGGAAGAGGAAGGUCGUAAGACUUGCUAUUGAAGAGGACAUGAUCACUUAAAAAACGUGGUGAUCAUUUCGAUUCAGCCAUCAAUCAUUGUUGAGCCUAUCUGUGGCGUUGUAGCUUCUUUCGGUUGUCUAGAGUACUUACUAAACUUCGUUACUUCAAGUUGAGCAUUGACAUGAUUACCACCACCACUACCACGUCGGGCGGCGUUAUAAUGGUCUGGUUGUAACGCCAGAAAGCAGCAAUCCUUUCUGACAUGUAAGUAAGUGGUUGGGAACAACGAGACCACGAUUUAGUGGUCUUAACAAAUGCGAAAUGCGAGCACUAUUCCUGCAGCUCUCUUUCUCUUUGAUCAUGAUGAUGCUGUCAUCGUCACGACUAACGAGGUACGAGGAUCAUCCUUCGUCUUAGUUGUGUGAGUGGUAUAAUGAAUUGAUUUUUUCCUCUCGUGAGUAUUCUUCAGGUUGAAAGCUGCUUGGAGUUGCAAAGAGUGACUUCGCCCAGACGGCGAUCGUGCAUUGAGUUUGUCACAGUAGCCAAAAUGGGAACCACGUUACACUGACUUACGACUAGAUUACUUUCCUCAUGAUUUCGCUUUCGACGUCCACGCACCCGCUCUUUUUUUCAGCGAGAAUAACCCGACUACUUACAACAAACAUUGAUGAAACGUUG
Messenger RNA from Amoebophrya sp. A25, 1436 nucleotides. NCBI's taxonomy places the organism in Eukaryota, Dinophyceae, Syndiniales, Amoebophryaceae. The record is from the annotation of a GenBank genome assembly.